This is a messenger RNA of Homo sapiens (human), 1013 nucleotides long. It is a transcript of the gene TZMP1, whose product is annotated as transition zone microprotein 1. Lineage: Eukaryota; Metazoa; Chordata; Mammalia; Primates; Hominidae. The record is from RefSeq and is marked validated. The transcript has 3 exons. The coding region runs from base 752 to 919 and encodes 55 amino acids. Gene Ontology annotation, cellular component: ciliary membrane.
CCCGCCGCUCCAGACCCCGGAGGAGGGCAGCGCGACCCUCCCCAUCUUGUUACUGGUACUCAGCCACUGGGGACACUGACUGAAUGUUCGCCCCUAACUUACCCGGAAAACACGAGAACUAGUUCGAUGUCGUUUCAACCUUACCAAACUCUGCGGAAACUUAGGAAAUUAUCUUUAGUGUCUAGAUAGGGGAAUUGUUAGAUGGACUUGAAGUCUCUCACCUCCUGUUGUACGCCUCCCGGAAGCAACACCAGGAGUCCAACGGGAUCCCAAACCAGAGCCCAACCAGUAUCCUAUAAAGUCUUCAGAGAGGGAUCCCCUCCAGGCUGGGGAGAAACAGGACAACCUAACAAAACAGGGCCUGGACUCCUCCCUAAACAGACCACGUUUUUCUCCGCUCUUCCCCUUCCCACUCCCUGAAAUCUAGACUAAAACUCUUUUAAGAUAACUGCGAGGUAUAAAGAACGUCUAGAGCCUAAGCGGCCCGUUGCCAGAUUCUACUCCUCAGGCCUCAAAUGUGAGCGCCCCAAACAUUCUAGAGCUGAACCUGGCGGGCAAGGCCCCCGAUCACGUGAUACCGCCCCCCAACUCCGGGCGGAAGAGGCCAGCGACAGCGCUGCACGAAGCGAGUGGGCGGGCGCUCGUGCCCGGCUAAAAGAUGGCUGCUGGCGCCUGGCAGCCACCGCCUGGGAGGUUACUGUAAGGCCCGCAGCUCCCGCCAGCUCCCGCGGACUGCUGCCGCCUCCUUACCAUGAAGCCAGUAAGUCGUCGCACGCUGGACUGGAUUUAUUCAGUGUUGCUGCUUGCCAUCGUUUUAAUCUCCUGGGGCUGCAUCAUCUAUGCUUCGAUGGUGUCUGCAAGACGACAGCUAAGGAAGAAAUACCCAGACAAAAUCUUUGGGACGAAUGAAAAUUUGUAACUCUUCUGGAUUUAAUUAUCUGAAAAUACAGUUCUUUCCCUCAUGCUUAUGUAGAUAUAAAAAUAAAAUUCAUAAUGCAAAGUUCCCAAGUUUA